Messenger RNA from Salarias fasciatus (jewelled blenny), 1985 nucleotides. RefSeq names its product KIAA1328 ortholog. Bases 22 to 1803 code for a protein of 593 amino acids. Lineage: Eukaryota; Metazoa; Chordata; Actinopteri; Blenniiformes; Blenniidae. The transcript is spliced from 12 exons. The record is from RefSeq and is a predicted model, not a curated record.
AGUGGUGGCGGUUCAUUCAACAUGGCGGCAGCGGCUAAAAGAAGUGAAAAGUCCGGGAUUAGCUGGAUAAAUAGCGUGUCAGAAGAGGAGCAACCUUUGGUGUUUGUUCCUGGAGUCGAUAGACAGGCGAGCACCUGCAAACCUUUCAAUGUGGGAUCAUGCAGCACCGGCAUACACGGUAAAAAGGGCACAAAGACACGAAUCAAGCGGAUCUCUGACAGCAAGACCCCGGCCAUACAAAAGACAAGAGGCAACAACCAGAUCCACGUCCAGAGUGAUCAUUCUGAGUCUUCUUAUCGAGAAAAAAUGUCUGCUGUGUCUUCAGAGUCCUAUGAUACAUUUGUUCCUUUUUCUCAGGCAGUGUCAGACAACAAAGCUAAGAGUGACAUCUGUUUGAAAGACCUCUGUCCUGAAGAUAAGCGACGAAUUGCAAACCUGAUCGAAGAACUUGCCAGAGUGACUGAAGAGAAGGAGGAAUCAGUGCAGCGUUUGAAAGAUGAACAGGGAAGUUCUGAACGCAAGAUUCAGCAGUUGGAGGAACAAAACCUGACAAUAGCGCGGGAAAGAGAGAGUCUGCAGCAGCAGUACAAAGAAUGCCAGGAGCUGCUCGCGCUCUAUCAACAAUACCUUUUGUUGCAACAGUCAAAGCUAAACCAGUCCAUUCCCCAACCGGCACCCCAGAGCAGGGUGCUCAGCAGCGAGGAAACCCACAGCAGGACGUCUACAAGCAGAGCUAAUGGCUCGGUCUUUGAUGGCUCGUACCUCGGCUCUGCUGCCACGAUGGCACAACAGUCACAACCGUGCAGGAAUAGCGACAGACGAAGAGGAGCAGCACACACAUUCCAGAGCCCCGCUCAUCUUUGCUGUGCUAGUGACUCCGGUCCAAACUGUGGACCGUUCAAACAGCAUAUGGGGCCGAAAAGGGAGUGCAGGGAGCCACAUUUAUGCCGCAGAUGUGAAAAUAGCCAAAGCAGUGUUCACGACACUGGCUAUGAAACGCAGCAACAGAGAAGCGACUCUCAUCAAUGGAACAGCGACCAUUAUAUUAACAGCAAAGAGGAGUUGGAAAGGCACCACAGAGGAAAUAUCCAGAGCACAGAGGCCAAGGAAGCUCCCUCUGCGGAGUCUCAACCGAGCCACGAGGACUGGGAGGUGAAGAAGCACCAGAUUCUCCUGCAGAAACUGCAGCUGGAGAUGGAGAGAGAGCAGAUUCAGGCACGGCUGGCUGAGCAGGAAGAGAGGCUCAAGAGACAGGCUCAGCAGCAGCGUCAGCCCCGUCUCGAUUACAGCAGUUUUCAACAAGCUACUCGAGCUGAGCUCAGCAUGUCAAACACUAGGGAUGGAAGUUCAGAGCCUGGAGGACCUUCCCAAGAACAUUUGCCUCCCAGUGUAUCUGAGGAUGUCGGCACGUCUCCUCCAGGACAGAGUUUCCAUGAGAAACACUCACAAACCGUAUCCUCUCUGCAAAAUCACAAUACUUCCUCUAAGCAGGCCAGAAGGGACAUGGCCACGUCUCCAGCACAGCCUCCCGCUGGACUCACCUCUGCGUCUGCAGCUGAACAGACCCCAGAGGCCAGGUUGGACUUAUCUGUGGCUGAGUUAUUGGAUAUCUUUAGUCCUGUCUCGACGCCCGAGCCAUGCAAGCCAGCAGCUCAGAGACACAAAACAUCACAGCGUAAGCCGGCCGUCGCCCCCAAAUCACUGAACCAUGCUUUACUCACUCCUGGAGGGCCUUACCCACGGAGCAGCCAGCAGGACCUGGAAGAGAGCCAAAUACUGGAAGAUAUAUUCUUCAUCUUCUAACAAACGGGAGGAAGAUGAACCGCUGAGGAAAAUAUUCCAAUCACUCAAUAUUCACAAAUAUUUUUCGCUAGAGCUUUUAUUCAUUUGUUUGCGACAUACUGAAUUUUGAGCAACUGUCAUGUUUUCGAUGUUUCUCAUGUAACGCUGUGAUUUAUUACAAAUAAAUUUAUCAUGAGUCGGUU